AUAUCCAUAUUCGGAUUUAGCUGGUUAUAAAUACCAAGCCCCAUAAAACCUCUCAUCAGUCAUCACCCAAACAUCGGCAUCAACAAUUUCAUCCGAUCACAAAGCAUUCGGCAAAUCCAAGCUCAACAACAAGUCAACAAUGGGUCUUCAGGAAGAUUUUGAGGCAUACGCUGAGAAGGUUAGAUCCUUACCUGCUGCUACUAACGAUGACUUGCUCAUCCUCUAUGGGUUAUACAAGCAGGGCAAUGUUGGAGAUGUGAAUACCGCGCGCCCUGGUAUGUUUGAUCUAAAAGGAAAGGCGAAAUGGGAUGCCUGGAAGGCUAACGAAGGAAAAGCUAAAGAGGAUUGCAUGAAUGAUUACAUCACAAAGGCUAAGCAAUUGUUGGAGGCAGCAGGUCUACCUUGUUGAUGCUCGUUCCUGAUGUAUUAGUAUUUGCUCUCUAUUCGUGUUGUUUCUUCCUAAAUUAAUCAAAUUUGACUGCUGUAUGUUAUUUAGUCAUUAGAAUGGAUCUGUGUGUGUGAACUUUAAAUUAUAAUCAAAGACCAUAAGAUUUCAGAAUUUCAGUUUA
Messenger RNA from Spinacia oleracea (spinach), 569 nucleotides. Its product is annotated as acyl-CoA-binding protein. Gene Ontology annotation, molecular function: fatty-acyl-CoA binding. The record is from RefSeq and is a predicted model, not a curated record. The transcript is spliced from 4 exons. Bases 140 to 409 code for a protein of 89 amino acids. NCBI's taxonomy places the organism in Eukaryota, Viridiplantae, Streptophyta, Magnoliopsida, Caryophyllales, Amaranthaceae. Gene Ontology annotation, biological process: fatty acid metabolic process.